Aphis gossypii (cotton aphid) is the source of this 2321-nucleotide messenger RNA. RefSeq names its product phytanoyl-CoA dioxygenase, peroxisomal-like. Gene Ontology annotation, molecular function: phytanoyl-CoA dioxygenase activity. The transcript is spliced from 8 exons. Bases 619 to 1542 code for a protein of 307 amino acids. The record is from RefSeq and is a predicted model, not a curated record. Gene Ontology annotation, biological process: fatty acid alpha-oxidation. Lineage: Eukaryota; Metazoa; Arthropoda; Insecta; Hemiptera; Aphididae.
UUUAUCAAGUUUGUUAUCUAUGAUCAUACAAUUUUUUUAUUUCAAUUUUAAACUUUUUAAGAUUAUAUUAUUGGAUUGUUGAACUUAAUUGACGUUUCAGACAAGAAUGUCAAGGUGGGAUCUACCUUGCUAUUAAUACAGAGGCACAGAACAAUUACUGAGGUGAAAGGUCUAUGAUAUUAGCACAAAAUACAAUCAACAGAAUAGAUUCAACUAUUAAUCUAUUCUGUGAUGUAACAAUGAAUUAUUAAAAUAUACAAAUACACCAACUCCAUCAAAUAUAAAUUAUAUACUUGAUAAUAGUAUUUCUACUAAAUUUUGUACUAGUAGUACUACUAGUUACUGACCAUUACAACCACAACUACAACCUCAGAUUAAUUAUUCAGAUUUUUUUAUUCUGUGCUUCAAUUAGUGAACUAGGUAUCUUCAGUCAACAGUAGUACUAUUAUACUAUUAUCCACUUCUGAAUUUAUAAAUACUUAACACUUUAUUAGAUUUAAUAUAAGAUUAUAACAAACAAUAUUUUGGUUCGUCUAAAGACUUUAACUCAGUCAUUCCAUCAACGAUCAACCUUUUUUGUGGAGUGCAUUUAUUACUACUGCUUAUUGAAACAGUACAAUGGAACAUCAAUUCGAUCAAAAUAUUUCUGAGUAUAAAUAUUCUGUAUCAGAUUUAAUGUUAACGAAACAACAACGUGAUUUUUAUGAAAUAAAUGGAUAUUUAGUAGUUCCUAAACUAAUACCUGAUUAUUUGUUAGAUAGAUGCUGCAACCGAUUUAUAGAAUUAUGUCAUGAAAAAGUUCCACAAAAUCAAAAUAUAACUAUGAUGAAAGACAUAUCUCGCAUGAAAACAGGAGAUCAAGGAGAGUAUUUAUAUGGUAAAGCACAGGAUAUUCUUUGGGACGACGAAUUUUAUGAAUAUGCUAGAUACCCAAAGAUGGUGGACUAUGUAGAAAGUUUUAUUGGACCAAAUGUCAUGGGUAUGCAUUCAAUGUUUAUCAACAAACAACCAGAUAUUGGUACGAAUAGUUCUCGCCAUCCAGUUCAUCAAGAUCUUCAUUAUUUCCCAUUUCGUCCUGCUAACUUGAUUGUAGCGGCAUGGACAGCUUGUGUUCCAAUUACAGUGAACAAUGGGUGUCUAUAUGUGUUACCAGGAACUCAUACUGGUGAUUUGUAUCCACAUACUUAUCCAGAACCUAAAGAUGGUGAAAUAAAUAAAUUGUACCAUGAAUUAAAAACUAACAAUAAUAAUGAUGAUCCAAAAAAGGUGUUUUUGGAAAUGGAAAAAGGGGAUACAGUUUUUUUCCACCCUUUGUUGAUUCAUGGAUCAGGAAUAAAUAAAACACAAGGAUUUCGUAAAGCCAUUUCUGUUCAUUAUGCUUCAUCCAACUGUAAUUAUAUAGAUGUAUCUGGUACAACUCAAGAUAACAUAAAAAAUGAAGUAAUUGAUAUAAUGGCUAAAAAAGGAAUAAUAGAUGUUGAUUACACAUUUAUCUGGAAACAUCAUAGUCGACUUAUUCGUGGAGUCAGAGCAAAUUUGUAAUAGUAAAAUAAAUUCUAUUAUAAUAUUGAAAAAUUCAAAUAUGGUUGUGGAUUUUGUAUUAUGUUUAAACUUAAACUUAUAUAAACUAACUUUUAAUAUAAGUAUGAUAAUUAUUAAUGGUAUAUUGGAGCAUAUACAGGGGUAUACAUAGUAUAGGUAUCAUAAAAAAAUGUGGACUCAUGAAAAAAAUACAAACUUUUUAAGUUUAUGAUGAAUGAUGUUCUAUGGGUAUAUUAUUUUAUAAUCUAUUUAAAAUUUUAUAAUUUAAUCUGUAUAAAUUUAGUUGUUGAUUGUUGUUUUUUACUAUUCUAGUAUUGUUUGAAACUUAACAAGUAAGCAAAAAAUGUAUGCUUUUUAAGUAAUUUUCCAGCUCAGUAUAAAAAUAUUUUUUAAGAAACAUUUUAGGAAAAUAUGGUCUACAGUGUCUACACUCAAAAUAUUAUAUUUAUCAAAAUUUCCUUGGUUAUAAUAAUUAUAAUUAUUGUAUAAACUUAUGAAGUUAUAACACUUAUUGUUUAAAUUAUAUAAUACCUAUUACUUUUGAUAUUUUGAUGUAACAGUUAGGCACUUUUUUUAAAAAUAAUUUGCAUUCAAUUUUUAUAUUUCUAUGAUACUUUUGCAAAUGUUACCUAAAGUGUUGUUUCUUUUUAAUCUAUAUUAUUUAUCAUUAUAUAUUUGUAUACAUCAAAAACAUGCACAGUAUACUUACUUUUGACUGGGCUAGGCUUAAUAAUGGAAAAUUGUACCGACUAAAUAAAAAAAAAAACACUUUUUUAAAA